AUGUCCCAAUUUCGAAGAGCGUCAAGUAAAGGUCCGUUAAUUGUACUUACUCCCGAGGAAAAACGGGUAUAUGGUCAACUGUUCCAACUUGCUGAUGUUGAUAAAAAGGGUGUGAUCGAAGGGCAACAUGCCGUUAAAUUCUUUUCAACUUCUGGUUUAUCGCCUUCAAUUUUGCGUGAAAUUGCAGAUAGUGAAAACUUGGGCUAUUUAACACAGCAAAGUUUUAGUGUUUCCGUAAAGUUAAUCGCUCAGCGAGGAAAAUUGGAUAUGGCGGAAUUUAUUAUAGCAAUGUAUUUUGUGCAAAAUGCUAUGAACGGUUCAAUUAAAAGCCUUCCAUCUGUACUCCCAGAUGGAUUCUAUGACAUGGCUUCAGGAACAACAUCGAAUGCGCCAACCUUUCCCACUUCGCCACAACCUCCUUCUAGGCAAAUUGCCGGUGUUGUUGAUGCACCAAUAUCGCCUAUUACUCAAGACUAUUCGUGGGACGUGACUCCUGAAGAUAAAGCAACUUACGAUAAAUAUUUCAAUUCCCUCGACGGAAUUAGCAAUAAAGGAUAUCUCACAGAUAUCAGAAAAUCUGGUUCUCUUAAUCGUGAUGAAUUUGCUGUUGCCAUGCACCUAAUAGUUAAAAAGAUGAAUGGUGCAAUUCUACCUGCCACUUUACCACCAAGCCUUAUUCCACCGUCAAUGCGAUCUAUACCUGGUAGGUCAGGAACCAUAAAAAACACUCCCUUAAUUGGAAGUCCCCCAAUGGGAAAACGUGCAUCAUUAUUGAUGUUCGAGCAAGGUCUUAGUGUUUCAUCACCAUCGCCUUUUUUUAAUUCUAAUCCUAUUACUCAGAAUACCGAUAUAAACACCAAAGUGGCAAUUGAAAAUGGUGAAAUUAGGGCACUUAAAACGCAAACAGAUAAUUUAACUGAUGCUGUUUCAGAAUUUAAAUUAAGUCGAGCUAAUAUCGACACAGAUUUGGCCAAUCUUGCCAUUCAAAAAAAUGAAAUAUCAACGCGACUUUCUCAGGUUCGUACUCUAUAUGAUUCUGAACAUAGGUCUUUACAAGAAGUUCAAGCAAAUUAUAAAAUUGAGUACGAAAGCCUUGAGCGUGCAAGGGAAGAACUCGCUCAAGCUGAAAGAGCGUUAGAAAGUUUACAAUUAGAAAGAGAUCAAUUCCAAGCUAGUAUCCAAAAAGAUCGUGAUGAAAUGCAGGAUAUUAAAAGAAGAAUGAGACUCGCUGAAGAAAAAAAUGUGUCCAUAAAGGCUGAAAUUGAAAGACUCAAAACAGAAAGUAGAAAACAAAAAGGAUUACUCGAUAUCAAUAGGAUGCAAUUGACAUCUGCAGAGAAAGAAAAGGAUAAAGCCUUAAAGACCUUACAAGAUCUUGAAGGUAGAGAUAUAUCAGAUGAUGAUCCAUUUGGUACUGGCGCAUUUAUACCCCCAGCAGUAAAUUUAUCUGACAGUUUCUCGUCACAAGGGAAUACAAAUUCGCAACCUGGCCUGGAAUUUAUUGAGAAUUCUAGUCCGUCAAGAACCAUCAUCCAUAAUCAACAUUCUUCAAUAUCAUCUCUUGAAGGUGGUGUUAAAAGGACAAUGUCAAAUUCUUCACUUGCUUCUAAUUCCACUAUAGGUACAUCUAGUGUCAGAUCGUCAUCAUUUAAUACUUCAAAAUUGGAAGAAACUAUGUUCGACAAAUCCAAUUCUGCACCCAAUUCUAAGCCAAUUGAUGUAAAUAGUAUAUUUGGUGAAAAUACAGUGAGCACCACUUCUCAAGACAGUGAGACUGCAGUUAGUGGAUCUCGUAGUGUAAAUUCUGUUGAUACUUCACUUAACACACCUUUUACAGGAUUUAAUAAAGACAUGACAAAAUCUGAUAACGUCCCACAGCAAAUGGUUGAAAAGGGUGAAGAAAAGUCGGACACAGAUCCUUUUGCAUCAUUUAGCAAUUUCAAAAGAUCAUCGAUUGGAAAAACAGAUUAUACUUCGACUUUCACAACGACAUCGAGUUCGAAUGAUAUAACAUCAGAAUCGUUUGCAACAGAGUUCCCUAGUAUAGAAGAAAUUGAAGCAUCUGUGGAAAGCGGAUCUAAAAUAGGAUUUAAUAAUGACUUUUCUAGUAUUCCUACUAAUACAGAAAAUAAGGAUGAUACUACUUUAAAUUUGGAUGUUUCGCAUGGUAACCCUAUCUCGAGUGAGCCAGAAUCCAUUUUACCAGGAAAUUCAUCAACUGACAAGGAAAUACCUAUGGAAGAAACCAAGGAUAAUAUAAACGCAUAUGAUAAAGAGGCAGAGUCGUCUUUUGCACCACCUAUCGCGGGAGAGAUGUCGGAAUCUUUGGGGGGAGGAAUGACGUCUCUGAAAGAUACCGAAUCAUGGAUUUCUGUAGAGAAGUCGUCUGAAACAAAAUCUACAACACAAAUAGAUGAUUUUGAUACAGUAUUUGCAGAUUUAACAGAUGCCAAAGUAACAAAAACGCCACCUAUUAACUUUGAUGCAGAUUUUGAUGACACAGACUUUAAAGAAGAAUUUAAUCCCACAUUUGAUGCACCUGUUACGCAUUCUAAAGCUACGUCCAAUACAAAUAGUAUCGGAAGUAACGUGGGUGUAACAUCAUCAAUUAGUUCAACAAAAAAUAGUUCAACAGAUUUUGACAAAUUUGGUAAAGCUUUUGGAGGGUUUGACCCCUUUUCAUCAAGCACAACUUCCAACGCUACUAAACCCAAUCUGGUAGAAGCAGCAUUUGGUGGAAUUUCGGGAGAGCCACAAAAAUCAACGAAUCCAUCUGUUGGUUUUGAUGAUGCAUUCGAGGAAUUCUUUAAACCAUCGUCUACACCAUCUACCAAAACAGAACCACCAUUGGAUCCGAAGUCCAUAACAACUAAUGAAUUAAAAACAUUAAUUUCAUCAGAAUCGUCACAACCAAAGCAAGUCAAACAAUUAAGAGCUAUGGGAUUUUCGAGGGAAAGAUCUAUAGACGCACUUGGGAGAUACGAUUACGACAUAGAAAAAGCAACCAAUUUUUUG
This is a messenger RNA of Racocetra fulgida, 3015 nucleotides long. The record is from the annotation of a GenBank genome assembly. Lineage: Eukaryota; Fungi; Glomeromycota; Glomeromycetes; Diversisporales; Gigasporaceae.